AUGUCAGACUCUGAAUUUGAUAGAACUGAUCCAUCCAAGUUCUUAGGUGACCUAAUAGGCUCUCCAGUGAGAGUCAAGUUGUACAGUGGAGUUGAAUAUCGCGGUGACUUGCAAACCAUUGAUGGGUACAUGAAUGUCGUAUUAGAGAAUGGUAAAGAAUUUAUCAAUGGCGACGUAACUAGAGACUAUGGUGACUUGUUUCUUAGAGGAAACACUGUUUUGUACAUCACUGAAAAUUGA
Lodderomyces orthopsilosis Co 90-125 is the source of this 240-nucleotide messenger RNA. RefSeq names its product U4/U6-U5 snRNP complex subunit (gene LSM6). The record is from RefSeq and is a predicted model, not a curated record. NCBI's taxonomy places the organism in Eukaryota, Fungi, Ascomycota, Pichiomycetes, Serinales, Debaryomycetaceae. Gene Ontology annotation, molecular function: RNA binding. The transcript has 2 exons. Gene Ontology annotation, cellular component: nucleolus; sno(s)RNA-containing ribonucleoprotein complex; U6 snRNP. The coding region runs from base 1 to 240 and encodes 79 amino acids. Gene Ontology annotation, biological process: maturation of SSU-rRNA; mRNA splicing, via spliceosome.